AUGUAUAAUCACAGAAUUUAUUUCUUGCCCAUCUUUACAUUGAUACUUAACCUUAAGUUUAUAAACAAUGCUCUGGCUUGCCCAUUUAAUACAUAUCAAGAAGCUAUAAUGAGUAGUAGUAGCUAAACAUGGAUGAAAUCCUUAGGUAACGACGAUACAUCAAAUGAAGAUGUAUUUAUAUUUGGAUUUUGGACCUUCAAUAUUCCUUUGCUUUUACAAACUAAUAAUGUAAAUGUUGGUGAAGAAUUUAAAAUUAAUGAACCUUAGACUGGAGAAUUCCUCUUUCUACUAAAAAAUACUGAAGCAAAUGACAAUUUAAUUGUUUGCUAUAAGUUUUUUGAUUAUGUUUAAUAAAAAGUGUAACAUAUAUUUCUGUUAAGAAAUGGCGUAGAAAAUUUUAAAUUCAUUUUUGAUUUCAAUUCAUUACAGUAUGAAGGAAUAUGGGUGUUUCACUUAGUGGCUUUUGAGAAUUAAUAAAAAAAAGUGAUGGUGAAAGUAAAUUAAUAGGAUGCAUAAUCAGCUGAUUUUAGUUUUUAAAACCAAUUAAAUUUAGAAAUUAUAAUUGGCGGAAGAGGAUAUGUAAUUAAUUGUAAAUAUAUAGAUCAACGAUUUAAAUCUUAACUAUUUUAAAGGAAUAUAAAGUAAAUUAAUAAUCAAAUCUUCAUUUCACUAUUCAAAUGAUGUUGUUUAAGAAUUAAUGAAUGAAUGUUAAAUUCCUUAAAAAACAGGACUUGAAUAGACCAUUAAAAUUGUAUAAGGAUUAAAGUUAUUUGAAGGAAACCAAGUUAUAUAGAUGCUAAUUGAUCAAUAUGGAAAUAAAUAUUGCCUAUAAGGGUGGGUUAAAUAUACAUUGUCAAAUGCAAGUGCUGUAAAAUACACAUUAUUGAAGUUAAAGGGGAUUUCUAACUUUGAAUAAGAGAAAACUAUAGGAGAUGAAUUAUUCAAAGUGGAUGUAUUUAUCUCAUAAAAUACCCCAGGAUAAACCUAUAUGAUGGUGAAUGCUGAUGCAUAUGGUAUGCCAGUUUAAUAAUCAUUUUAAUCUCAAUAUGAUUUAAUUUUUUAAGGAUCAUAAAAUCCUGACUAUAGUGUAUUGUAGACAAAAAAAAAGUACUAAGAUCUCAAUACAUAGCUUUAUUUUAAAGGAUUAUAAGAAUGGCAUUUCAUUUAGUAUGAGUAUGGAAGGAGCAACUUUGAUGAAAGAAUGUUAUUAAUAAUUAAAUUUUCAAAUGAAUUAGGACUUUUAAAGGAUAAUUUAGGAAAUGAAAUUUUUAGUGGUUCAUUUACUAAUUCUAAAUUUAAUCUAUUUUUUGGUGGAGAUAACUUAAAUAAUGUUUUGAAUAAUAACUUUCUGAAUGCUCAAAUUUAUGAUUUUAAGAUGUCUUACAAUUAUAAUGAAGAUAAGCUGUUUAAUGUAGAUUGCCAUUAAGCAUGUUUGACUUGCUUUGGACCGUUAGAAUAAAAUUGCUUAACUUGUGAUCCUAAUUCAAAUAGGUAUUAUUAGGAUGAAGUAAAAAUGUGCGUAUGUUUUUCUGGUUAUGUGGAUGAGGGUAAUGUUAAAUGCGAGAAUUAAUUUUACUUUUCAAUAGUUCAAGAAGAGGUUGCAAUAGAUUUAGAAGACUAAUGUCCUUUUGGAUAUUUUAUGUUACCUGAUGAAAUAGGAAAUCAUUAUGAUUGCUUAGAAUGGUAUGAUUAUUAUUUAAUGUAGUCCAUCUUUGAAGAGAACUACAUCAAUUUAAUGCGUUGAUUGUUUGUUUUAUCCAAAAAUAUGGUAUCUAAAUCCAGUGUGUAAAUAAGAUUAUCAAUAAAUGUUUUAAAAAUAUGAUGAUGAAACCUUAAUCCUUAUAUAGAGGGUAUCUGCUUAAAAAGAUGUUUAUCUAAUUGGUAAUGAUAAACAGAUACAUUUAUAUACAGAAUACGAGGAUUAUUGUUCGUAUUCUAUAAGCAUAAACAGUUACUGUCAUAAAACAGCUCAUUACCAUCUUGGGUCUUAAGCUACUUUAAAAUGCAAAUAUAAUUAUUUAUUUGAUAUGGAUAAUUUAUUGUGUUUGAAAAGUGAUUAUAUUUGUAAGACAUAUGAUAUUUUUGGAUAUUGUAUUGAUUGUCCAUCUGGCAUGUACUUAAUUUUUUACUAUUGUUCUUCAUGUCCUAAAUCUUGCACUUCAUGUUAAAGAGAUCAACUAAAUCGAUUGAUGUGUUAAACUUGUAUAGAAUAAUAUACUAUAAAAAAUGGUGCGUGUAUUAAAUGUGGCAGUGAUUGUUAAAUUUGUCAAGAUACUUAUGAUCAUAAUUUGGGAUAAAGUUAUUUGAAAUGUUUGAAAUGCAUUGAUGAUUUUAAAUACUUAUUUUCUCUUGAUGGUAUUAAUUGCAUAUUAAAUGAUAUUCUUCAUUGUGAGCAUGCAUUUUAAACAUUAGAUGAUGAUUAUACUAUAAACUCUCUUGAUACCAAUUUCACACCAUAGUUUGAUUAAAGUAAAUUUAAAUUAUUAUGUGCUAAAUGUGAACCAAAUUAUUUAUUUGUUUUUCAAAGCUAAAAAUGCGCUAAUUAUGAGAAUACUGAAAAUUGUGAUACAGGGAUUGGAUAGUUUCGCAGUGAUCAGACCUUAGAAUUGGUAUCAUGUAUAAAGUCUGAUAAAUAUGAAAACUAAGUUGUUGAAUUUAUUGAAAAUUGCAGCAACAAGGUAAAUUAUUGUUAAGUUUGUCUUGAAACUAACAUCCAAAAUUAUUUUCUUUGUUUAGAAUGUCAAACUGGGUAUUAUGCAGAAUAAGUGUCUGGUUAGUGUAUUUAAUGUCCAUUUGAUCUUAAUUGUAUUUAAUGUUAUUAGCAAAAUUCUAUUUUACAAGAUCAUUGGAAAAAAGAUGUUAGAGCAUUUUAUAGAAAGUACAUUGAGCUAACAACUGCUCAUUACUUUACUCUAAAUGCUCAGAGUUAAAAUGUAAAUGAUUAUGAAUUGGUUUGUUAAGUGUGUUAAAAUGGAUAUAGAUUACAUAAAAAUAAAUGCAUUAAAAACUUUUCAGAUUCCUGUGUCGAAUCCUUAUUAAAAGAUGAUUAAUACUAUUGUGUAAAAUGCUAAAAAAAUUCAAAAGGAAGAAAAUAAUCUAUUAUCAAUAACGAAUGUAUUGAAUGCCCAGAAAAUUGCCAGUUAUGUAGGCAAAGGACAGACUAAGAGAUUAAAUCAAUAAAUCCAUUAUUCAACAAUUAGAAAUAUUAAAAGUAUACUAAUCAAUGCAUUAAGAGUUAUGAUGACUAAAAUUAUUUUUAUGAUUAAGAUUUAGGAUUAUAUAUAGAAUGUUAAUAAAGUCCAAAUGGAAAUGGAUGUUACAAAUAAUUAAUUAUUGAAUUAAAUUUAUAUUAGGAUUAAUUUCUUUUUUUUGAUGAUUUGAAUAAGUUAUAAGAUGAGGAGAGUAGAAUUGAAUUCAAAAAAAGAAACACUUAUCUCUAAAAUAUUAACUCAUUUGAUAAGUUAUUUAGUGAGGUAUUUAUGUAAAUGUUAUUUAGUUUGAAAAUGAUGAAUUCUACACUUUGGCCAAUAUGAAAUAAAUUAAAUCUAUAGUAAUAAAAGUAGUUAGUGUGAUAAAUAGCGAUGUUAGUAUUACUGGUAUUCUUAGUCAAAAAUUUUGUAAUAACAUUUUCUCAGUCAUGUAAAUUAUUAUUUAUUAAAGAAAGAAAUGUUGAGCUGAUUUUUGAAAUGCCUAUUGGAACGGUAAUUACUAUUAAAGAAUUAAUGUAGUUCAGUAAUUUCAACAAGAUUACACUAAUUAAUAUUACUAUAGAUAUUUGUGUUUCUUGUAAUUCUUAGAUAAACCUUAUUUUUGAAAGUGUAUUCCCAUAAAUUAUAACUUUCAAUUAAAUUACAAUCUAACAAAUAUACGAGCCAUGGUAUUUUGAUUACUUAAAAGUAUAAAUAAAAAAUCUACAAAACCUAUUUGCAAAUGGACUUAAACUGAUUUCAUUUGGUUAAACAAGUGUUGAUUAAUUUCUUACGAUAUCUGGAUCAAAUACUAUUAAAUCUAUUAUUUUCAAAGAUUUAUAAAUAAAAAACUGUUAAUUUUCGAAUUCGAUCAUAUUUCGUAUAGAAUUGUAAGAAAACGAUUUGAUUGAGUUUGAUAAAGUUACUGUACUAAAUUCAUAAUUCAAUAAUAUAACAUUUAUUUAAAUAGAUACUUUGACUCCAGCAGGCUACUUAUAAUUAAAAAACAUUGAAAUCAAAAGUGAAAUAUCCUAUAGCAAAAGUUUUUUUUCAUUACAAUCCUUUAAAGAAAUAGAAAUAACAAAUUUUAGUUUAAUGUAAACAGUCAUAAAUAGUUCAACAAUUCUAAUUCUGAACAAUCAUGCUUUAUUAAAUAAUAUACUUUUUCUAAGCAAUACUUUUAUAUAUAGUUGCUUUGGAAUUAUUAAUAUGAACUCAUUGUAGUAUAUGGAUUAUGACUACUAAUUUAAUAAUAUCUAAUUUGAAAACAAUAAUUAUAAUAGUGUCAUUAAAUUCAUUGAGUUCAACAAAUAUUAGAGUUCAAGUUAACGGGUUAAAAUUGAAGAAAUUAAGCUUACCAACAAUUAUUUAACAGAUGGAACGCUAGAAUAUAAUUAAUAACAGGAUGAUUCUUCUUUAGUUUUAAUUCAGUUUGAUGAGAUUUCGAUAAUGAACUUUUUCAUCGAUAGAGGCUUUGGAUUAGUUGAACUUUCAUUACAAGAAUCUAAGGUUAUAACUAUUAUAAAUGGAAAAAUUAUUUAAGAAAAAUUUUAGUUCUUGGGAUUGCAUAAGAACUUAAAUUGCCAAUUACAAUAAGUGAAAGGGCAAUUAUAUCCUUCCUCAAUAAAUAUUAGAUCUUUUUAGAAUGCUUCAUUUUAGAAUGUCUCAAUAAUCUAGGCUUCAGCAUACAAUUUUCCAAUUAUCAAGAUUCAAUCAGCCUUAUUGAGUCAAAGAAGAAUCUUGGAAUAUCUUGUUAUAGAGAAUAUCUUGUUUUAAUAAAAUUUACUACUAUUAACUAAAGCCUAACUUUCACCUUCUUUGAUUUAAAUUGAUUCUCUUUAAGAAAGUCUAAUCGAAUUCAAUAACUUAACAUUUCGACUUAAUGUUCUUCACGAAUAUAUUUAAGACGAUUUAAUAAAAUAAACUGGACUUUUAUUAAUUAAUUGUCCAAAUUGUUAAAUUAGAUUAUAGAAUUCGAUAUUCAAUAAUAAUAUUCUCAUGAAUAGUAGUGGUACUAUCUUAUCAAUAAUAACUAAAUCUUUAGAAUUAACCAAUUGUAGUUUCGAAAGUAACAAUAUAUUUAACUAUGAUGUCAUUAAACCGCAUUUAUUGUGGGGAUUUUCUCAACCCCUAACAUACAAAACAAUCAAUAAAGUCUUUUAAGUAAAAUCAUUGUCUGGAAAUGGAUAAAUUUGGGUUUAAUCAUUAAUUAUACUUAAUAGUAAUUUCUCUAAUUCAAUUGGAUAGUUAGGAGGCUGUUUCUCUAUAUUUGCUUAAGGAUCAUCUCGAAUGAUAAUUGAAAAUAAUUCAUUUUACAAUUUGUCGACCUAAUUUUAUUAAGAAAUUGAGCAAGGAGGAGUUCUUUAUAUAGAAGGUUCUUCUGCAACAGAUCUUUAAAUUUCAGUAAAAAACACAAUAGUUGAAAAUGUCUAUUGCAGAUAAUAUGGAGGAUUUCUGUAUCUAAAAUCUAAUAACUCUUAAACUAAUCUCACAAUAAGUGACAUUAUUUUAAGAGACAUUUAUGCAUAACAAGGAUCCAUUGUGUUCAUAUCCUAUUCGAGAUUCGUUGAAGAUAUAUAAGCAAUUUUCAUCUAAAAAUUGGAAAUCAAAAACACUAAAAAUGGCUAUUUCCAUUUUUUAAAUAAAUUUACAAUAGUUGCUAAUGAAUUUGAAAAAUACUUUGUUAUUAAUAAUAGAACAUUAUUUUAUGUAGAAUAUGGAUCCUCAAUUACAUUGUAAAAUAUAUCGUCAUAUUACUUAAUUCAAGAAUCCUUUCUAAAUUUCUAAAAUAGUAAAAAUAUUUAUAUGGAUACAAUAAACAUAUAAAAUAGUUAUCUCAGUAAUUAAUUAAUCUAAAUUAAUCCCUUUUUAUGUAUUAAUCUAAUCUAAAUUAAUAGAUAACAAUGUCACAAUAAGGUUACGUAACUUCAAAAUUGAGUUUAUCACUGUAGGAUUUGAAUUUAUAAAUGUGACUUGUACAAAUUCAACAUCUACUGUAUAAGAUGCUUUCUAUGAAUGCCCAAUAGUAGCUUAAAUAGCCCCUAAAUCUCUAGAACAGGAUGUUGAAAACAAUGAAUAGAUUGGAUAAUGUUUAUAUAUAUCAUUAAGGAAGCGAUUAGAUGUUUCUAAUUCAGGAUUGAUGGUUUUCAAGUAUUCUACUCUUUUGUGUUAAUUAGAAAUAUAUGAGCUUUAUCUCAGGUAAGUAGACUGUUAAGUUUGUAACACAGGAUUGAUUUCUCUAUAACUUUAAGAUUCAAAUUUACAGGAGUGGAAAGCUUAGUAAUUAAAUCAAAUAAAAGUACUAAACUCAAAUUGCGGAUAAAAAGGGUGCAUUGUGGUUGAGAAGAUAUAAUUAUUGAAUAGAAGAUACUUGAAUGAGAUAUUGAUGUAGAUUCAAUAUGAUCUGCAGAUUUCUAACUAUUUUUGUUUUCAUAAUAUUGGCAAAGAUGGAACUUGCCUCUAUUUGACCUAGAUUAAGACUAAGAUUCAAUUUUCUAAUUUUUAAUCAAAUAAUGCUUCAAAUAAUGGCGGAGCUCUCUAUGUCUUAGGAGAUCAACCUCUUUUAAUUGAAAACAGUAUGAUUAUAAAUAAUAGAGCAAAUGUUGGAGGGGGUUUGUAUCUUCAAGAUUAAUUAUCAAUGAAUUAUGAAUAAACUCAUACAAUACUUUAGAAAAAUUCAGCUAUAUUAUACGGUAACAAUAUUGCUUCCAUUCCUGAAAGACUAUCAAUUCGAUUUAAGGAUGAACUGGCUAUUUUGAAUACAGUUAAUGAUGUAGACAAUUAAACAAUGAGAAUUGAUGAAAUUACGGUUUAACCAUUUUAACUUAUCAAUGGUGAGUAAUCGAAAUAUGUUUAAUUGCCAACAGGGCAAUCGAUAUCUAAAUAUCAAUUUUUUGAUUGGAAGAAUUAAGUAUUCAUAAAUGGUAAGAUGAUAUUUAGAAUAUAAACAUUAAAUAGAGAUCUGACAAUCAAUCUUAAUCCAACUAUUGAAAAAUCAAUAUGUACGAUUAAGAGCAGAGAAUAUAAUAUUUCUAAAGAAGAUGAGGAUUAACUAUUCACUAAUAAUUACACAAAUAUUAACUCAAUUAAAUUUAAUUCAGAUACUUUAGACUAUAAUUUAGAUGAAUUAAUUGUGUAUUUUAAUAAUGAAGUACCAGAUGAAAUUGUACUUCAACUAGAAUUUAUGUGUGAGGCAAUUAAAGUGCCUAUUUUUGAUUUAGAAUAUCCUUAUUUUGUUGAAAGUUAUCAUGAUAACUAUAAACUUAGAAUUAAUGUUAAGACUUUCCAAUGUCAAUUUGGGGAAAUCAAAAACAUAACAAACUUCUCUUGUGAGCAAUGUGAUUCAACUCAAGGACUCUAUUCAUUAGCAGUGAAUGCAUUAAAGUGUGAUGUAAAAGAUGAUAGAUCUUCUAUUGCUGUUUAAAAUAACUAAAUACAAUUAAGGAAUGGAUAUUGGAGACCACAUUUUGAUACCAAAUUAAUCAGUUAUUGCAUUAAUUUACCAAUUAAUUGCAAUGGUGGAUGGAAUGAAGGUGAUACUUCUUGUUAUACUGGACAUCUAGGAGCACUUUGUGAAUAAUGUGAUCUAUACAACAUCAGAGGAGAUGGUUCAUUUUCAAUGAAUGAACUAUACAUCUGUGGAACUUGUUUGGAUUAAGGCAGAAAUGUAAUAAUGAUUGUAGGUGUCAUUAUCUUGACUAUGAUCUUUAUUUUUAUCUCAGUUUCUGGUAACAUAAAAAUUGUUGAGUAGCACACUCGCUGUUAACCAUUCAAAAACAUGAGAAUCUCAAACUUUUUAAAUAAAGCAUAGUCAGGUAUAUUGAUUAAGAUGUUAACAACUUACCUCUAAAUCAUCGUUACCAUUACUACAUUUUAACUUAAUUUUCCUAAAGAAUUGAAUCGUACCAUAUCUGCAGUAGGAAAUCCUUUAUAAACAGUUACUUAUUCCCUUGAUUGCUUUUUAGUCAAUAUAAUUCAUGUGGAUAUUCAAUAUAGUAGGAUGAUAUGGCAAAUCAUCAUGCCUUUUCUGUAUAUUAAUUUCUUUCUGGGCUUCUAUUUGAUGGCAGCUCAUUUUAAAUUAGCAUCCUACAACUCCAGUGUUCCCACUACAUCCUUGAUUUAUGGGUACCUUUAUUUCUCUCCCAAUUUAACUGAUGGCUUAGUUCAAUUAGCAUCUUAUAGGUAAAUUUCAGGAUUUAAAUGGAUUCAGGCCAAUGUAUCAGAACGGUAUGAUACUAUUAUUCAUUUAAAAUGGAUGAUUUAUCUCUGUCUACCUUUUUUACUAAUUUUGGUUAUCUUAAUUCCAGUCUAUUUAUUUUAUGGACUUUAUAAAUGCAGAAGGGUUUAAGAUCAAAGAUCUACUCGACUUCAUUGGGGUUAUUUAUAUCAUGAAUACAAAGAAGAAACCUACUAUUGGGAAUUAAUAAAGAUCGUUUAAAAAGAAUUAAUCAUCUUAUCUCUUAUUUAUUAUUAGGACAGCAUAGCGGUUAAAGGUAUCUUAGUACUUUUUAUCACUUACCUCUAUUAAGAACUCAAUAGCAAUUACAGGCCCUACAAAUUAAGUAGUCUCAACAAAUUAGAUUAUUAUUCUGCUAACAUAUGUAUGAUUACUAUCAGCUUAGCCAUUGGGGCAUAUAUAUCCUAAUCUUCAGAUAUAUCUGGACUUUAAAUAUUAUUUUUUAUCUUGAUGGCCCUCUUUAAUUUUCUUUUCCUUUAUAAGAUAAUUACUAAAAUUAUAGCAGAGUAUUCAAAGGCUUAUCAAUUUGCUUUGGAUAAAUUAAAAGAAAUACUUAAAUCAAAAUUACCAAAUUUGUAGCACUCAAGAUAUUUCAAGAACCUAUUAAAAAACAAAGCCUAAGAAAAGGAAAGAGUUUAAAAAGCAUUCAAAAAAUUAAGAGUAUUUGGAAUCUCUUUGGCAAAACGAAUAAUUGAAUAAAAAAAUUAAUCAUUUGAAAAUUACAAAAGAUUUAGAAUAAGCGAAAUUAUUGAUUCUGAAGGGUAUUAGAGAAAAGAGACCAAGCUAGAUCUUCAAGAAUCUGAUAAAGUGACUAUGCAAAGAUUUCUUUAGAGUAGCCAUUACUGA
Messenger RNA from Paramecium octaurelia, 9270 nucleotides. The record is from the annotation of a GenBank genome assembly. Lineage: Eukaryota; Ciliophora; Oligohymenophorea; Peniculida; Parameciidae.